AUGGCGGCCAAGAAGUUGGGCAAGAUCGGCAACACGAAGGUGGACGGCAGCUUCAUCAGUGACGGCUUCUCCAACUGGAAAGCGGGUACCGAGAAGUUCCGGAAGCACGACGAAAGCGAGUGCCACAAGGAGGCGGUCGAGCGACUGGUGACGCUUCCCGCCACGACGCGUGACGUGGGAGAGAUGCUGUCAGCGGGGCACGCUAAGGAGAAGGCCGAUAACCGGAAGCAGCUGCUGCAAAUCCUACGCAGCAUACGGUUCCUCGCACGCAAGGGCAUCGCGCUACGUGGGCACGACGACGAUGAGGGGAACUUCAUGCAGCUGCUACAACACCACGGGGAGACGGACAGCUCUAUCCUCGCGUGGCUGGAACGGAAGCGGGACAAGUUCGUCGCCCCUGAUAUCCAGAAUGAAAUACUCCAGCUCAUGGCACUGCGCAUCCUCCGUAAAGUGGCCAGCGACAUCAAGACAAACGAGUUCUACACAAUCAUGGCUGACGAGACAACAGACAAGUCCAACCGAGAACUAGUGGUGGUAGUCUUCAGACACGUGGACGAGGACUUAAAUGUGCACGAGGACUUUGUUGGGUUUCACCAAGUAAAUUCCAUUGGCGCCACUACACUGACGUCGGUCAUAGAAGACACUCUUCUAAGAAUGAACCUAUCCUUGAGCCAGUGCAGAGGGCAGUGUUAUGACGGGGCCAGCAACAUGACCGGAGCGAAGCGUGGUGUGGCGACCAACAUCUUAGCAAAGGAGGAGCGAGCUGUGUUCACGCACUGCUACGGACAUGCGCUCAAUCUGGCGGUUGGGGACUGUGUACGUCAGUGCAAGCUCUUGCGUGACACCAUGGAUACAGUGCAUGAAGUCUCCAAACUGAUUAAGUAUUUACCAAAGAGGGACAGUACCUUACAGACCCUGAAGGAGGAGAUGAGCCCCGAUACCCCUGGGUUCCGUGUACUGUGCCCCACGAGAUGGACAGUGCGUGCAGCAAGCCUGUGUAGUGUCUUAGACAACUACACUGUGUUACAGACCUUGUGGGACACCUGCUACGAGCAGACCAAAGACUCGGAGAUCCGUUCCAGGAUAGUAGGCGUGCGGUCCCAGAUGGAGAGAUUCGACCUCUUCUUUGGUGUCCAUCUGGGUUACAUCAUCCUGCGACAUACAGACAACUUGAGCCGCACCCUACAACAGAAGGACAUGUCCGCAUCAGAGGGUCAGGCAGUUGCUUCAAUGACGGUGGAAACAUUGACCAGCAAGCGCUCCGACGAUGCCUUCGACAAGUUUUGGGUUGACGUGAACAGCAAGCUCGAUGACGUCGACGUAGGAGAGCCAGUGGUUCCCAGGCGACGCAAGAUGCCGAAACGCUAUGACGUUGGAACCGGGGCCCACGAGUAUCCAGCCACAGCACGUGAUCGAUCCCUCCAAGACCUUCUUGUGUGCUGCGCCCGUGGUGGUGACUACGCCACUCAUCUGCGGAGCGCGAUGGACUUCUACAGGGACGAUUUCAACGAGCAGGCGCUCACCACUCAGCUGGAGACGUACCAGGUCGCCGUACGGGACAAGAAGGUCAAGACCAUCACGGACAUUGUCACGUUCUUCCGCGACUUGCCUCCUGAGUCUCGCCUCUUUUUCUCGGAGGUGAUGCGCGUCCUCCGCCACGUCCUGGUAAUGCCCGCCACCAAACGCCACCAGCGAGAGGUCCUUCUUCGGCCUGAGACGCCUGAAGACGUACCUCCGGACGUCUAUGACACAGGAGAGACUCACCCACCUCAUGACGCUCAACGUGCACAGGUGUGCUACCGACGCAAUGGACUUGUUAGAUGUAGCCAAUGA
Dreissena polymorpha is the source of this 1833-nucleotide messenger RNA. Its product is annotated as zinc finger MYM-type protein 1-like. Bases 1 to 1833 code for a protein of 610 amino acids. The record is from RefSeq and is a predicted model, not a curated record. NCBI's taxonomy places the organism in Eukaryota, Metazoa, Mollusca, Bivalvia, Myida, Dreissenidae. The transcript has 2 exons.